Molecule: messenger RNA, 2386 nt
Organism: Toxotes jaculatrix (banded archerfish)
Lineage: Eukaryota; Metazoa; Chordata; Actinopteri; Toxotidae
Gene: lmod2b
Product: leiomodin 2 (cardiac) b
Exons: 6
Coding region: 345-2084 (579 amino acids)
Biological process (GO): muscle contraction; myofibril assembly; pointed-end actin filament capping
Cellular component (GO): striated muscle thin filament; myofibril
Molecular function (GO): tropomyosin binding
Source: RefSeq, a predicted model, not a curated record
ACACAGACACACACAGCCCUCCUCACAGCAACACAGCCAGCAAGGACAGAUCUGGUUCAGACUGGAGUGGACUCUCAUCAGAAGCAUCUUUCAACUAGACCGAGUGCAUCCAAACACCUUUCCUGGCAAAGAUCUCCUUGACUGGACUCUGAAUUUCCCCUCAUGUCCUUGGAUCUCAAGCGAUCUCACAGCGGACCUUGGCACAGCGGACCUUGCUGGAGUCUCUAUCUCCACACUUCUCCUUUAUUUUGGGGUCAAGACUAGGUCAUAUGUGACUAAAGAGCUGGUCUUUCUGUGUUAGUUUAAACAGAUUUUGACUGGUCUGUGUCAUUCACGCUUUGGCCAUGAGUUGUUUUGGGUACCGUCGAGAGCUGAGUAAGUACGAAGAUGUUGAUGAGGACGAGCUUUUGGCUUCCCUCAGCCCCGAGGAGCUUGCUGAGUUGGAGAAGGAGUUGGCGGACAUUGACCCCGACGCCAACGUGCCCAUAGGACUCAGACAGAGAGACCAGACAGACAAAACCCCGACGGGCACCUUCAGCAGGGAGGCCCUCAUGAAGUACUGGGAAAACGAGACACGUAGACUGCUGGAGGACGAGAUAGGUGGAGGAAGCCCCAAACCGGACUUCAUCAAAACACAGGAUGAAGAACAAGAAGAGUGUGUGACAGAAGAAAACAGUGAAGCAGAGGAUGAAAAAGAUGAUGAAAAUGAGAAAGAACAGAAUAAGUAUGAGAGGAAAGAAGAUGAGGAAAAACAGGAUGAGGAGGAGGAAGAAGAAGAAGAAGAAGAAGAGGAAGAAGAGGAAGAAGAGGACAGUGAGGAAGAGGAGGAAGCUGUAACAGAGGAGGAGGAAGAUGAGGAGGAGGAGGAGGAGGAGGAGGAAGAAGAUAAUAGAUCAAAACCUGAAACCUCAAAUGAUUCUGGGACAUCUUGGCCUGACACCCCAAAGCUACUAAAACCUCAGAGGGUGGAGCCUAUUAGACUGACUCCUCCCCCUCCACCUGCUGACACCAACACGUGCGGAAACCCGACUGUUGUUGACGAAGCUCUCCAACGAGUCCUGAGCAACGACCCUGAACUCACAGAGGUCAAUCUCAACAAUAUUGAUGACAUCUCACAGGAAACCCUAAUCCGAUUUGCAGAAGCCUUGAGGUUCAACACACACGUGCGCGUCUUCAGCCUCGCAAACACCCGAGCUGACGACCCUGUGGCUCUGGCCAUCGCUAAGAUGCUGAGGGAGAACUCGUCCAUCACCAGUCUGAAUAUAGAGUCCAACUAUGUGACUGGGAAGGGGGUAAUGGCACUGGUUCAAGCACUUCCAGGAAACAACACCCUGACUGAGCUUCGGUUCCAUAACCAGAGACAUAUGUGUGGAGGACAGGUAGAGAUGGAGAUGGUGAAGAUUCUGAGGGAAAACUACACGCUGAUCAAGCUCGGUUACCAGUUCAACCUCCCUGGUCCCAGGAUGAGCAUGACGGGGAUCCUCACCAGGAACCAGGACCGCCAGAGACAGAAACGGCUGCAGGAGCAGAGGCAGCAGCAGCAGGGGCAACAAGGGGCAACAGAAGGAGCCGUUAACCCCCGAACCACUGCACUGAGAGGAACACCGAGUUCAUCACCCUACAGCUCACCCAGAGCCUCUCCUUGGUCCUCACCCAAACUCCCCCGGAGCGACCUGGCUAAAAAACAGACUCCUCCUGCUCCACCUCCUCCUCCCCCUCCACCACCUCCUCCUCCUCCCCCACCUCCUCCACCGCUGCCUCCUCUGCAGCAAGAGAAGAAGAAGCCCACCAGGAUGAUUGCAGAGGUCAUCAAGGCGCACGAGGCAGGCAGCAAGAAGGUGACAAAGACAAAGGGGAAGAAGGGCAAGAAGGGGAAGGAGAAGGAGUCGGGGAAAGAUGAGACGAGCAGCAUCCUGAAGGAGCUCAAGAAUGCACUCAGGCCCGUGUCGGUGGAUAGGAAAGGGGAGGAGGGCAGCCGGCCGUCCACGCCAAUGAGGUCAGCCCAUGACCAGCUGAUGGAGUCAAUUCGCAACAGCAGCAUCCGCAGCCUGAGACGGGUGGAAGUCCCACAUCAUCUACGAUAAUACAAGAAGAAACAAAAUAGGUCCAUUUGUUGCUGGAAAUCUGCAUAAUGAUGAUGGCAAUGACGGAGUGACCAACAGCGAUGAAGGCACAAGGUGAAAACACGCUGAGAUAACUGAGGAGGCAAAAACUGAAUUCUUACUAAUGAAAAAAAAUAUAUACUGGAAAUUUGCACUGCAGUAAUAGCUUUACAUUUGAAUUCUAUUUACGUUUUUUUUUAAGUAUUUAUGCAUUAAUUGUAUUUGUAUUUUAAUUUUGAGUUGACUGAACUGUUUACUGGUAAGUUGUCCAAUUCACUGUUUUC